Solanum dulcamara is the source of this 2218-nucleotide messenger RNA. Its product is annotated as putative pentatricopeptide repeat-containing protein At5g52630. The transcript has 2 exons. The coding region runs from base 194 to 1987 and encodes 597 amino acids. Gene Ontology annotation, biological process: RNA modification. The record is from RefSeq and is a predicted model, not a curated record. NCBI's taxonomy places the organism in Eukaryota, Viridiplantae, Streptophyta, Magnoliopsida, Solanales, Solanaceae. Gene Ontology annotation, molecular function: zinc ion binding; protein binding; RNA binding.
UUAUCCCUCCAAAGAUUGUUGCAUUUGGGGCAUAGCACUUGGCAUCAUCAUGCAUGGAGUUGGCUACAGAAUUGUUGGAGCUACAUAUGUCAAUUGAUUAUUACUGUAAAUUUACUGAAAGAAAUGAGUUUGGUAUUGAACAACUAUAUAUAGUCACAACUCACAUCAUCUCUCUUUCAAUAUAAGCAUUGCGAUGAACUACCCAGUUGUUCAAGAAACAACCCAGCACCUUUCACAAAACAUCCACAAUUUUAAUCUCAUUUACAGAGCCAUAUGCAACAAUCUCUUGUACCUAACCCAAUCAAGGUCCUUACCAAAAGGGCUAGCUUUACAUGCUCACAUUAUCAAAUCAGGCAUUCAAAUAAUCCCACUUGUUUCACACCACUUAAUCAACUUCUACUCAAAGCUCCAACGCCCAAUUGAUUCCAUACUAGUUUUCCAUGAAACCCAUUUCAAGUCUUCCACUACUUGGAGUUCAGUUAUCUCUUCUCUUUCCCAAAAUGAACAACCAAUUCUUGCUUUACAAUUUUUUCGGGAAAUGUUGCAUAAUGGGGUAAGGCCAGAUGAUCAUAUUUUCCCUUGUGCAACCAAAGCCUGUGGGAUUCUUUCUGAUUAUCGUAUUGGCCAAUCCAUUCAUUGCUUUGCAUUCAAAAUUGGGUUUCACUCUGAUGUGUUUGUGGGGAGUUCUGUGGUCGAUAUGUAUGCCAAAUGCGGAGAGAUUGAGAUUGCUCGGAAAGUGUUUGAUCAAAUGCCUGAAAGAAAUGUGGUUUCUUGGAGUGGAAUGAUAUAUGGGUAUGCUCAAAUGGCUGAGGAUGAGGAAGCUUUGAGGCUUUUCAAGCUUGCUUUAUGUGAAGGUUUGGAUGUCAAUGACUUUACCUUUUCCAGUGUGAUUCGGGUGUGUGGGAAUUCCACCUUGCUUGAAUUAGGGAAGCAAAUACACGGUUUGUGCUUGAAAACUAGCUAUGAUUCAUCGACCUUUAUUGGGAGUGCCCUGAUAUCAUUGUACUCCAAGUGUGGUCUUGUUGAAGGUGCUUAUCGUGUUUUUAAUGAGGUUCAAGUUAGGAAUUUAGGGAUGUGGAAUGCGAUGUUGAUUGCUUGUGCUCAGCACGGGCACACAAAAAAGGUAUUUGGCUUGUUUAAAGAAAUGGAGGGUAUUGGAAUGAAGCCAAAUUUUAUUACCUUUUUAUGUGUGCUAUAUGCUUGUAGCCAUGCUGGGCUGGUUGCCGAAGGGAAAUUUUACUUUGAUUUAAUGAAGAAGCAUGGAGUUGAGCCAGGGGAUCAACAUUAUGCUUCCCUUGUGGACUGUCUCGGCCGAUCUGGAAAAUUACAAGAGGCAGUUCAAGUUAUUGAGAAGAUGCCAAUGCAACCAACAGAAUCUGUUUGGGGAGCUUUGUUGACUGGCUGUAGAAUCCACAGGAACACUGAAUUGGCAGCUUAUGUGGCGGACAGGCUCCUUGAGUUAGGUCCUGUUAGCUCAGGCGUACAUGUGCUACUGUCCAACGCAUAUGCUGCUGCUGGUAGAUAUCAAGAGGCUGCCAAAGCUAGGAAGAUGCUCAGAGACAGAGGUGUGAAAAAGGAAACUGGUUUGAGUUGGGUUGAGGAGGGAAAUAAAGUACACACAUUUGCUGCUGGAGAUAGGUCUCACUCAAAGUCUAAGGAGAUAUAUGAAAAGUUGGAUGAAUUAGGUGAUUACAUGGAGCAAGCUGGGUAUGUUGCGGACACAAAUUAUGUGUUGCAACAGGUUGGUGGCCUGGAAAAGAGUGAGACUAUCAGGCAUCACAGUGAAAGACUAGCCAUUGCUUUUGCACUUAUCACCUUUCCACCCGAAAGGCCUAUUAGAGUUAUGAAAAACUUGCGUGUAUGUGGCGAUUGUCACAAUGCAAUAAAGAUAAUUUCAAAGUGCACCAAAAAAGUAAUUAUACUGAGGGAUAACAAUCGAUUUCAUCGCUUUGAGGAUGGGAAAUGCUCGUGUGGUGACUAUUGGUGACUGAACAGGUGUUCAAUCAGAUAAUGGCUCCCUUCUCUACUAUAUGCCUGGCUAUAAUCCUUACAGUGCUGGAUAUGUGGGAGGCGAUGGGAAGCAGCCUUAUCUAUCGUCUAGAUAUCUUCAGCAACCUGUCUCAUAUGGUUCAGCCAUGUUAUUCAUGGGGUUCGGCGUACUGUGCUUAUAUCACCAAUGGUGCUGCUCCCAAAUCCGGGAACGUUAAAUCAACUUUUC